Messenger RNA from Acanthoscelides obtectus, 1193 nucleotides. NCBI's taxonomy places the organism in Eukaryota, Metazoa, Arthropoda, Insecta, Coleoptera, Chrysomelidae. The record is from the annotation of a GenBank genome assembly.
AAUCAUUUUGAAAUUUUCAUCAUUUACUUAUUAUGCUUCAUUAAGUACUUAUACAAAAUUUUAUUAAAAUAAAACCAUUUAAACUGGGUGUUCGGAUUUAUAUUUGGUUCUCCUCUAAUAUGUUGGAUACCUCCUACCGACCCAAGUGAGGAUGAAUGUAUUAUACCGAAUAGAGUAGUAAAUGAGGAAUGUUCAGUAGAUAAGAAUGAGAGUUUCGAUGAUCAUUCACCUUUAGAUUCACAAAUACAACCGAUGAUCCUGAUUACUCUCCAUCUAAGGAAUCUAUUGAAUUGGAAGAGUCUUCAGGAUUUGAUGAUAUUUCUGAUGAGAAGGAAUUGCAGAACUUUGAAAGGCCUCAGAAUGAAAACAAAGAAAACCUCGGAUCUACCAUGAAUGAAGUUUCUACCCGUACAUCACCUACUAGGAUCAGAGAUAUUCAAAUGAAAAAAAAUUCCGUGUUUUGUUACUUUUCUGAAUCUUACGUAAUACAUUUCCCCAGGCACUUAUUUAGGAAUCACGCGAGUGAAAUGGAGAGAGAAACACUUACAGUUGCAUCACGAAAAAUGAGAGAACUAGCAAGACUCUUGAUAGAAGUUAGGAAAAUUAAACCCGCUAUAUUAACACUUUUUGAUGCCCUAAAACCGGUAAACUAUGAUACUCUUGUUUCUGCCACAGAAAAUACCUCAAAAUAUGACAAAAAGUCUCAAUCAUAUCAAACACCUACGUUUGCUCUCAAUAUGGGUACCACGUUGAAACAAUGCUGUGACAUUGCACUCGUUCAGGCAUUAAAGAAGUCGGCAGUGCUCCCAUCUGUCCAGUCUGCUGAUAUAGAAGCAGACCUUAAAACAUUAAUUCAGAUCAUCGAGGGAAACUGGAGACUUGAUGUUUCAGGUCAGGCAACGGAUCUGAAUAUACAUAGAUGGAACAAGGUCACUCUAGUACCACUUACUGGGGAUCUUAAAUUAUUGAAAGAGUGCUUACUGAAAAAAGUUACUUCGGCAGUAUAUAUGCUGCCAGCUAGCAGGCAUGACAAGAGGGCCUAUAUCAAGUUGGUUGAAACAGUCUAUUGCAGAUUAUUGCUUCUGAAUAGACGCCGCCCAGGAGAACUCCAAAGAUUACUGUUCUAUACAUACACAUCAGCUAAGAAUAACGAAAAUAAACAAGCAUACGAGGAAUUUUCGGAACCUGGAUGA